Molecule: messenger RNA, 1557 nt
Organism: Rotaria sp. Silwood1
Lineage: Eukaryota; Metazoa; Rotifera; Eurotatoria; Philodinida; Philodinidae
Source: the annotation of a GenBank genome assembly
AUGUCACUUAUUUGUUCUCUUUCAAAUGAAGUUCCAGAACAUCCAGUUCUUUCACCUGCAUCUGGUUGUAUUUAUGAAAAACGUUUAAUUAUUAAAUAUCUUCAUGAAUCUCCAACAGAUCCAAUUAAUGGACAACCAUUAACAGAAGAACAAUUGAUUGAUGUUAAAGUUACACCAUUAAGUAAACCAAAGCCACCAUCAGCUACAAGUAUUCCAGCUAUACUUAAAAUGUUACAAGAUGAAUGGGAUGCUUGUAUGUUACAUAGUUUUACACUUCGUCAACAAUUACAAACAGCACGACAAGAACUUUCACAUGUAAUGUAUCAACAUGAUGCUGCUUGUCGUGUUAUUGCACGUUUAAAUAAAGAAGUAACAGCUGCUCGUGAAGCUUUAGCUACACUUAAACCACAAGCUGGUAUUUCACAAACAAUACCAAUGCAUCCACAUGAACAAUCGACACAAAUUUCACAACAUGCAGCAGCUAGUAUUAGUGGUGAUAGUACUCAAAUAUCAGCAUCAACAGCUGAAGGAAUGACGGAUGAAAUCAUUCAAAAAUUACAAGAUAAAGCAUCUGUAUUAACACAAUUACGUAAACAACGUGGUAAACGUGUACCAGAAGGUUUAACAAGCAUUGAUGAUAUGAGAAAUUUUCGUUGUUCAGCAACACAUACUGCCUUACAUAGUGCUAGUAAUCCAGGUAUUCUAGCUCUUGAUAUAUCACCAAAAAAUUCCAGUAUUAUACUUACUGGUGGUAAUGAUCGUCAAGCUGUUGUAUUUAAUAAAGAUAGUGAACAAGUUAUUGCAACACUAAAAGGUCAUCAAAAAAAAGUUACACAUGUUAUUCAUCAUUUUGAUGAAGAUAUUGCAAUAACAGGAAGUUCUGAUUCAAGUAUUCGUGUUUGGCAUAUUCCAUCAGCACAAUGUCUUAAAAUUCUUAAAGCACAUGAUAAUGCAAUAACAGGUCUUUCAUUACAUCCAACUGGUGAUUAUGUUUUAUCAAGUGCAAAUGAUACUUAUUGGGCUUUAUCAGAUUUACGUACUGGAAAAUUAAUAACUAAAGUUCAAGAUACAACUUCACAAAGAGGAUUAACAUGUGCACAAUUUCAUCCUGAUGGUAUUAUAUUUGGUAUUGGUACACAAGAAAGUUUAAUUAAAAUUUGGGAUUUAAAAGAAUGUAAUAAUGUUGCUGAUUUUCCUGGUCAUACCGGAAGUAUUAAUGCAAUUGCAUUUUCUGAAAAUGGUUAUUAUUUGGCAACUGCAGCUCAAGAUGCAUCAAUUAAAUUAUGGGAUUUACGUAAAUUAAAAAAUUUUAAAACUAUUACACUUGAUGAUCGUUAUGAAGUAUGUGAUCUUGUUUUUGAUCAAAGUGGAAUGUAUCUUGGUGUAGCUGGUACUGAUAUUCGAGUAUAUCAAGCAAAACAAUGGGAUUUACUUAACGUAUUUAAGGAUCAUACAGCUUUAGCAACUGGUGUUCGAUUUGGUUCAAAUGCAAAUUAUAUAGCAAGUUCAAGCAUGGAUCGUUCACUUAAAUUCUAUCAACAAUUAUCCCAAGAAUAA